Colletotrichum paranaense is the source of this 468-nucleotide messenger RNA. RefSeq lists its product as uncharacterized. Lineage: Eukaryota; Fungi; Ascomycota; Sordariomycetes; Glomerellales; Glomerellaceae. The record is from RefSeq and is a predicted model, not a curated record. Bases 1 to 468 code for a protein of 155 amino acids. The transcript is spliced from 2 exons.
AUGCAACAUCCUGCUGCCAGGAGGCCGGGCAAUCGGUGGCCUGGAGCACAGAUACGUAUCUACGGACUCUAUCCGAUAGUGGCUUGGUGUACCCGUAGUCGUCACUCAGACCCAGAUAUAGGACUGGUUCCUCGAAAAGAUCGGGCUUAUGAUGAAGUAUACGGGUGUGAGAGCCAGCCAGCGAGAGGAUGCGAAGCAAGCAAGGUGCGGCGAGUGGUAAAACGUCGAUACGUACUCCCCGUCCACAUCCCUGGCGAUCCCCAGUCAAACGUCUCUUCCUCUAACCUCUUCUGCAAAGCCAGGUUCUCUAGAGGGCAAGGGAGACGAACAAGGGGCGGCAUGACAUUGGCAGGCCCCCGUGGUGGGCCGGGAACGUCUUCUGGUCCCCAGUCCCUAGCCAAGGCAGGCCCGUUGGAUCGUGGUGAGCCAAUGCUGAGAGGGCUACCUGCUGUGCGGAGACCAUUGUAG